Molecule: messenger RNA, 2897 nt
Organism: Musca domestica (house fly)
Lineage: Eukaryota; Metazoa; Arthropoda; Insecta; Diptera; Muscidae
Gene: coro
Product: coronin-6
Exons: 7
Coding region: 420-2057 (545 amino acids)
Biological process (GO): actin filament organization
Molecular function (GO): actin filament binding
Source: RefSeq, a predicted model, not a curated record
UUAUUUGAAUUUUGAUUUUGACGUUGAUUGGACGUGUUUUCGCGGUUAGCGGACGAUUUUCUCUCUCUUAAUUCUCCGCAUAAAGCGAGCGUUCUCGGGUUGAAAUUUUUUAUAAAUCUUUUUGAAACUUCUAGUUAACUUCUAAGUAAUUUCUGAAAUAAAACAAUAAAAGUGUUACCAUAUUAUUUUUACUAUUUUAAUUGUUAUUAAUUUUUGUUGUUGUUGAGUACAAAAACAAUACAAAAAACAAAUCAACUCAAAAUUCAAUCGGACGCUCAAGAAACAAGAAGAAUUACACAAAUACCGUCCAUCAGCAACCAGCCGCCUUUAACAUCAUCAUCGUCGUCGUCGUCACACCAACAAGCGCGAUAAUAGCCGCCGAACUGUAAAAGAGAAGAAGAAGAACACUAGGAAACAAAAUGUCUUUUCGCGUUGUCAGAAGUUCAAAAUUUCGUCACGUCUACGGUCAGGCUUUGAAACGUGAACAAUGCUACGACAAUAUACGUGUCUCCAAGAGCAGUUGGGAUUCCACCUUCUGUGCGGUGAAUCCGAAAUUUUUGGCCAUCAUUGUGGAGUCAGCAGGUGGCGGUGCCUUCAUCGUUUUGCCACACAGUAAGGUGGGACGCAUUGCUGCCGACCAUCCAUUGGUAGGUGGCCACAAAGGUCCCGUCUUGGAUAUUGCCUGGUGUCCCCACAAUGACAAUGUCAUUGCCUCCGGCUCUGAAGAUUGUGUUGUCAAGGUAUGGCAAAUUCCCGAUGGAGGCUUGUCGAGGACCCUAACUGAACCCGUUGUAGAUUUGGUAUUCCAUCAACGUCGUGUUGGCUUAGUCGUGUGGCAUCCCUCCGCCCUAAAUGUUCUGCUGACCGCAGGUUCAGAUAAUCAGGUUGUCAUUUGGAACGUGGGUACCGGUGAAAUUUUGGUACACAUUGACUCACACCCCGACAUUGUCUACAGUGCCUGCUUCAACUGGGAUGGCUCCAAACUGGUUACCACCUGCAAAGAUAAAAAGAUUCGCAUCUACGAUCCACGCACAGGUGAGGUGGAAAGUGAGGCCGUCUGCCAUGAAGGCUCAAAGGCCACACGGGCCAUAUUCCUGCGUCACGGUUUAAUCUUUACCACCGGUUUCAAUCGUUCCUCCGAACGUCAAUAUUCAUUGCGUGCCCCCGAUGCCCUCAGCGAUCCUAUUGUCAUGGUUGAAUUGGAUACAUCAAACGGUGUAAUGUUCCCACUCUACGAUCCCGAUACGAAUUUAAUUUACCUGUGCGGUAAAGGUGAUUCUGUGAUCAGAUACUUUGAAGUAACCCCCGAACCACCAUUUGUCCACUAUAUUAACACCUUCCAAACACCCGAUCCCCAGCGUGGUAUUGGUAUGAUGCCAAAACGUGGCUGCGACGUCACAACCUGUGAAAUUGCCAAAUUUUAUCGUCUCAACAAUAACGGCCUGUGCCAAGUCAUCUCAAUGACCGUUCCCCGCAAAUCGGAUCUCUUCCAAGAGGAUCUGUAUCCCGACACAUUAGCCGAAGAUGCUGCCAUUACUGCGGAAAAAUGGAUAAUGGGUGAAGAUGCCGAUCCCAUAACAUUUUCGCUUAAAGAUCGUGUUUCUAUUGUACAGGGUGGCUAUGUCUCACAAUCGGCCAACAAAUCGCUGUCCGUAUCAAAGAAGGCUAAUAUCCUGAAUAAGGCGGCCGUGGGUACCUCAAAGAGUGCCAGCAGUGCGACACUGGGAUCCAGCGGUGGUGGCAGUAGUGCAGCCAACAACAGCUCUGGUGGCUCGGCGCCGGUUAGCGGAAUAACUGAAAAGGACUUACGUGACAUAACCGAUGAAAUACGCAAACUAAAGGCUAUCAUUGUCAAGCACGAGAAUCGUAUACGGGCCUUGGAGGCUACGAUACGAGAACAGGAGGACAAUACCGAUAGUGUUGCAGCCAAAUCGAAUAACACCAGCAGCAGCAAUGACACCAAAGCCAAUGCCGCCGAAAGCAAUAGCACUAAAGAAGAUGCCAAUGGCUCGGCUGGUACAACAACAGCAGCUGGAACAGCGUCAGACGAUGUGUAAAAUCACAACAGAACAACAGCAGGACAACAUAUUUGCAUCCUUCUACAACAACAUUUUUCUUAUUCUCUCGGUCUGUCUCUCUAUCUAACAAUCUGUCAAAAACAAUCUACAAUUUGUUUUCAAACGAAGAAAGGAAAGAAACACAAACUACUUCAUCAUUUUAAUACGAAACGCACGCGUGAUCAUUCGUGCCACCAUUUACCACCAAAAAAAAAAAAACACAACACAGAACCACCACACCAUACUCUCCCGCCCGCCCCCUCUUAUCUUUUAUAUAUAAACAUAUAAUUAUAAUUAUUAUAAAACAAACAAAAAAAAAAAGAAACAAUCACAACAAUGUCACGCAAAACAAAGAAUGGAAUAAAAACAAAAUAAAAUUAUUAUUAUUUUAAUUUUUAACGUAUUAUUAUCAUUUUUUAUAAUUUCAUGUAUUUUUUUGUAUUUUUUUUUUUUAUUUUAUAAUUAUAUUUCUCUAUUGUUUGUAUUAUUAUUGCUUUUUCGUAUUAUUUUAUAUUUCAAUUCUUUUUUUAUUUACUUUAUAUAAAUAUUUAUUCUUCUAUUUACAAGAAAAAGAAAAAACUAAAACCUGAUCUGCCGCCACCGCCUAAUCGCCUAUUCUCCUUUUUUAUCAAUGUAAUUUUUAAAAAAUUUUCUAUAAAAAAAUUGUUUAUUUUAUUUAAUUGUAGUUCUCGUGUUUGUAUUCUUUUUUUAAUUAAUUCUAUAAAUUAAUUUUAAUUAUUAAAAACAAAACAGCAAGAAAACAAAAAAAAAGCAACCAACAACAACAAAGAAAACCUAAAUGUUAAUCACAAAGAAAAAAAAACAGAAACUAAAAAAAGA